Erinaceus europaeus (western European hedgehog) is the source of this 5959-nucleotide messenger RNA. RefSeq names its product protein phosphatase 1 regulatory subunit 13 like (gene PPP1R13L). The transcript has 13 exons. Gene Ontology annotation, molecular function: transcription factor binding. The record is from RefSeq and is a predicted model, not a curated record. Gene Ontology annotation, biological process: positive regulation of cell differentiation; regulation of transcription by RNA polymerase II. The coding region runs from base 131 to 2644 and encodes 837 amino acids. Lineage: Eukaryota; Metazoa; Chordata; Mammalia; Eulipotyphla; Erinaceidae.
UCACGUCGUCUAACCUGUUUCAGGCUCCUGCCCCGCCCCGUCCUCCGCUGCCCGCAGCCGGAGCCCGAGCCGGAGGAAGCCCCCGGUGCCAGGAUCAGCCGCGGAGCCGCGCCCCGCUCCGGCCGGCACCAUGGACAGCGAGGCUUUCCAGAGCGCUAGCGACCUCCUGGACCUGAACUUCCAGUCCCUGGCCAUGAAGCACAUGGACUUGAAGCAGAUGGAGCUGGACACGGCGGCGGCCAAGGUGGACGAGCUCACCAAGCAGCUGGAGUCGCUGUGGUCAGACUCGCCAGCGCCCCCCGGUUCUCAGGCCGGAGCCCCUGCUAGGCUGCCCCGCUACAGCUCCAGCCCGGUCCCCGAACACUUCAGCAGUCGCGGGUCCCCCCGGAAGGCGGCCCCCGACGGCUCAGGCUCAGACACACCAUUCGGGCGCUCGGAGAGCGCCCCCGCGCUGCUCCCCUACAGCCAGCUGUCCCCCAAGGGCCGCCCCUCGUCGCCGCGCACCCCGCUCUACCUGCAGCCCGAAGCCUACGGCAGCCUGGACCGCGCGCCCUCGCCCCGGCCGCGCGCCUACGACGGCGCGGGCGGCACCCUGGGCCGGGCGCCCUCCCCGCGCCCCGGAGCCGGCCCGCUCCGCCAGCAGGGGCCCUCCGCACCUUACGACUUCCUGGGCCGCGCCGGCUCGCCGCGGGGCAGCCCGCUGGCCGAGGGUCCCCAGGCCUUCUUCCCCGAGCGGGGGCCCUCGCCGCGCCCCCCGGCCACAGCCUACGACGCGCCCGCAGCCUUCGGGAUCUCCCUGCUGGGCGCGGGCGGCAGCGCCUUCGCUCCGCCGCUGCGCACUCAAGAUGACUUAUUAACUCUGCGCCGGCGGCCCCCCAAAGCCUGGAACGAGUCUGACCUGGACGUGGCAUAUGAGAAGAAGUCUUCUUCGCAGACAGCCAGCUAUGAACGCCUGGACGCCUUCGCUCGGCCUGCCUCGCCAGGCCUGCAGCUGUUGCCCUGGAGAGAGAGCAGCCUGGAUGGGCUGGGGGGCGCCGGCAAGGACAACCUCACCAGCGCCACACUACCCCGCAAUUACAAGGUCUCCCCACUGGCCAACGACAGGCGUUCAGACGUGGGCAGCUACCGCCGGUCCCUGGGCUCGGUGGGACCGUCGGGCACCCUGCCCCGCAGCUGGCAGCCUGUCAGCCGCAUCCCCAUGCCCCCCUCCAGCCCCCAGCCCCGCAGUGCCCCUCGCCAGCGCCCCAUCCCCCUCAGCAUGAUAUUCAAGUUGCAGAAUGCCUUCUGGGAGCACGGGGGUAGCCGGGCCAUGUUCCAUGGCUCCCCCAUCUUCUCCCGAGCUCCCCCACCCAAGCUGCCUCCACAGCCCCAAGCACCCCUCCAGCCACAGAUGACCCCCCAGCCCCAGAUGCCCCAGUCCCAACUACAGGCCCAGUUGCCUCCUCAGCCACAACCUCAGCCCCAGCCUCAACUCCAGGUUCCAGCCCCCCAGGCCCCCCAGCAGAUUUGGCCGCCUGCUAGCGAAGUGCUCUCCAGGCCCCCCACAGAACUGGAACCCGAGCCGGAACUGGAGGGGCUGCUGACCCCUGUGCUGGAGGCUGGCGAUGCGGACGAAGGCGCUGUCACUCGGCCCCUCAGCCCCACUCGCUUGCAGCCGGCGCUGCCCCCGGAGGCACAGUCGGUGCCCGAGCUGGAAGAGGUGGCCAGGGUGCUGGCGGAAAUCCCCCGGCCCCUCAAACGUAGGGGCUCCAUGGAGCAGAGCCCCGCCGUAGCCCUGCCCCCCACCCACAAGAAGCAGUACCAGCAGAUCAUCAGCCGCCUCUUCCACCGCCAUGGGGGCCCCGAGCCCGAGCUGACUCCCAUCACCGAGGGCUCCGAGGCCAGGGCAGGGCCCCCUGCUCCUGCUCCGCCGGCCCCCCUGCCGCCCCCGGCGCCAGCUCAGAGCAGCCCCCCAGAGCAGCCGCAGAGCAUGGAGAUGCGCUCGGUGCUGCGGAAAGCGGGGUCCCCACGCAAAGCCCGGCGUGCGCGCCUGAACCCGCUGGUGCUGCUGCUGGACGCAGCGCUCACCGGGGAGCUGGACGUGGUGCAGCAGGCGGUGAAAGAGAUGAACGACCCCAGCCAACCCAACGAGGAGGGCAUUACGGCCUUGCACAACGCCAUCUGCGGGGCCAACUACCCCAUCGUGGACUUUCUGAUCGCAGCAGGCGCCAACGUCAACUCUCCCGACAGCCACGGCUGGACCCCGCUGCACUGCGCGGCAUCCUGCAACGACACGGCCAUCUGCACGGCGCUGGUGCAGCACGGCGCGGCCAUCUUCGCCACUACCAUCAGCGACGGAGCCACCGCCAUCGAGAAAUGCGAUCCCUACCGCGAAGGCUACGCGGACUGCGCCACUUACCUGGCAGACGUGGAGCAGAGCAUGGGCCUGAUGUACAGCGGUGUGGUGUACGCGCUCUGGGACUACAGUGCCGAGUUUGGGGAUGAGCUGUCCUUCCGCGAGGGCGAGUCGGUCACUGUGCUGCGAAGGGACGGCCCGGAGGAAACCGACUGGUGGUGGGCCGCGUUGCACGGCCAGGAGGGCUACGUGCCCCGCAACUACUUCGGGCUGUUCCCCAGGGUGAAGUCUCAGAGGAGUAAAGUCUAGCAGGAGAGAAGCAUGUUUCCAAGGGCAACCGGAGGAAGCUGCCUGGCCUCCUUCCUCUCCAAGGCUCCUGACAGCUGCAUCUCCCUGCACCCCAAGCCCUGCAGGCCUGGGGCCCUUGUCACCAGCUCUCUGCUCCCCUAGGUGCCUAGGGGAGUGGGAGAACUCCAGCCUUAAGUCUAGAAACAUGCCUUAGCUGGGGGAGGUUUUGGUGGGGCUGGGAAUCUUUCUGGGGGCCCAAAAGACUCCCCCUUCUGCCAAAUCAGAGCCCAUCCACAGCGCCUUGACCCCAUACUCCCAGCCCCCCACCCCCACCCCAAGCAACCCAGCCACCAUCCCAGCUGAGCCAGGAAUGAGCCAUCUUCCUGGGACUUUUCCCUGGGAGCCAUCUGGGACUCUGUCUCUCCCAUCAGCCUGGGGGCACAGGAAGCUUGUUGGUUUCUGUCAGGGUCCCCGCCCACUUCUGCUCCACCAGGUGCCUUCACUGCUGACUUUAUCACAAAAAGAGGCAUUUUCCCUUUUUAAAUAAAGGUAGUUUGCGCAGAAAUGCACUUCCUUCACUUUGGAUUCCAUCUCACUAUUUUUGGCAAGUUAAUCCUCAAUGUUUUCACUUGUCAAUUUUAGCCACUCUGUGACUUCUUGGUUUAGUGACUGAAGCCUAAACCCUUCUAUGUUAACUCCUUCUCCCCUAUCUCUAGCAAAUUCAUGUCAUGAUUUUUAUAUUCAUCAAUCAACAGUUUUACAAUAUGGCUCUAUAUUUUCACUUAGAACCAUGUAAGACACUUAAAAACAUGAGAAUAAUUACCUUUGUCACCCCUAUGUGCACCUAGACUGAAUCUUCCAUUGGAUCUUCCAUCCUAACAAUGCACUCAAGUUGUUUUUGUUGUUGUUUGCUUCUUUUUCUUUCUUUUUUUUUUUUUGCCUCCAGGGUUAUUGCUGGGGCUCUGUGCCAGCACUACAAAUCCACUGCUCCUGGAGGCUACUUUUUCCCAUUUUUGUUGCCCUUGUUGUGGUUGUUAUUGUUAUUGCUGUUAUAGCUAUUGCUGUUGUUGGACAGAGAGAAAUUGAGAGAAGAGGGGAAGACAGAGAGGGGGAGGGGAAGACACCUGCAGACCUGCGAAGCAACCCUCCUGCAGGUGGGGAGCUGGGGGCUCGAACCCGGAUCCUUAAUGCCGGUCCUUAUACUUUGCGCCAGGUGUGCUUAACCCGCUGAGCUACUUACUGUUCAGGCCCCAUUGUUUUGUUUUUCUAUUUUGAGUCUAAACCUGAGCUUUCUCAAAUGACUCUACUAUCUUGGGACUUCCCCAAGUUGGAUAUUGUUUUCUGGACCCAUAUCUUUGCCCCUUGAUUAUCUUCAUUGUGCUGGAGUGCAUUCUCCAGAUGUUCCCUGAAAAGGAUGAAGGAGUGGCUGGGUGGUGGCUCACCUGGCAGGGGGGACAUACUUUACCAUGUUUAAAGAGAGGAGUUCAAGCCCCUGGUCUGCACCUGCAGUGGGGGAAGCUUUACCAUCUGUGGAGCAGCACUACAGGUGUCUCUCACCCUCUAUAAAUAAUAAUAAUAAUAAUAAUAAUGGCUGCCAGGAAUGCUAGAGCCUAAAAGCACUAAGCCCCAGUGAUAACCCUGGCAGAAAAAAAAAAUGAAGAGGUAACCAGUGAUAUAGCUCAUUUAGGAGCAAGUCUGCUUUGCCAUGCUUGGGAUCCAGAUUCAAGCAGCCAAUGUCACAUUGGAGGCUUUGGUGCUGUGGCCUUCUCUGUCUCCUCCUCCUCCUCCUUCCUCUCCCUUCUUUUUGACAAACUUGUCAGAAGAGAUAAAUCCCUGGUGAUGAUCAUAAAGAAGGAGGAGGAUGAGGAGAAGGAGAAAAGACAGGGUGAAGAGGCAGCAAGGGAGGUGGCUCAGUGGGCAGAGCAUGAGACUUGCCUGUGGGAGGCUGGAGCAGAGCACUGGUCUCUCAUUGCAGCUAAUCUUUAAUAAAAAAAGAGCGACAAGGAGGUAAAUACUUCUGAGUUCUUGCACAAUUCAAUAUACUUCAUGCUAACCUAUUUUAUUAUACUUUAAGAAUAAAACUCUGGGUUGGAAAUAGACCAAUAACUCUUGUGAUUCGUCUCUGCUUUCUGAGUUGGAAUGCAAGUUCAGAUCAUGAGGAAUGUUUUGCUUUCCCUGUCAGACUUGUUUCCUUUCUUUCCUUCCUGUGAACUUUGACUUGCCUGUUUUAUCUGGAAGCUUUCUGAAUCAUCUCUCUUUGCCAGAGCUCAGACUCCUGGGUCUCUGUGCCAUCCUGCAGACAGUACUCAUUCUGACCCUUGCUGUGUCUGUUCAGUCUGGAGAUUUGCACCCGAUGUUUCUGGAAACAUUCAUAUAUAUAUAUGGCUUUUUUUUUUUUUUUUUGCCUUCAAGGUUAUUACUGGGGCUUGGUGCCUGCACUGUGAAUCCACUGUUCCUGGUAGCCAUUUUCCUCUUUACUUUAUUUAUUUAUUUUUAUUGGAUAGGACAGAGAAAAAUUCAGAAGAGGAUCCAGGUGUUGGUUCACCUGGUUAAGCACACCUACAGUGCGCAAGGACCCAGGUUCAAGCCCCUGCUUCCCACUCGCAGGGGGAAAACUGACAGGGGCCAGCCCCGGCAGGUCUCAGGGUGAACAGAGGAAGGGCGUCAGUGCGGAAUGAGGAAGAAUGAGAGAGGAGUGAGUUGAUGCUGAAUCAAGCUCAAGCAGAUGUCUCUGUCAGACUGAAGCAGAACUUUAUUUUUAUAGUCUCAUAAGGCUUAGAUCAUUAAAACAAAAAUCUUCAAGGCUUUGGUUACUAAUACAUAAAUCACCAUGGUUUUGAUUAUUAAUGCAAAAAGCACCAAGGCUUUGAUUUAGUAAAACAAAAAUCACCAAGUAAGAACAACACAGGUAGGGAACACCUCCUGCUUUGUGGAACAGUCACAUUCCAGGGGCACUUUUCUCCUUAGAGAUCACAUCACAGUUUCUGUGUCUUUUGUUAUUCCUGUACCUGUGUGUCAGGCAAAUGUCCUGUUGAUUAAGAUAAAUAUUCUACCUGUAUGUUUAUGCCAUCCUCUUGCAUCAGAAGCCCUGGUUCAUAGAAAGUUCAAGUUUGGGCAGUGGGUAGAUAGCAUAAUGGUUAUGCAAACAGACUCUCAUGCCUGAGGCUUCAGAAUCCCAGGUUCAAUCCCCCACACUACCAUAAGCCAGAGCUGAACAGUGCUCUGGUUAAAAAAAAGAAAAAGAAAAAAAAGUUCAAGCUUGUUGUGUUUCUAGGGGCCUUAAACAAAUUGAGCAGCCCAUUUUUAAUAAAAUCUGCUCCAUUGUUUGAUCAAGGA